AUGACGUUCAAAAGUUUGUGUUUAGCACUGUGUUUGGCGUUGUUUGUGGUGGAAGCACACGGGUACAAAGAAUAUGUCGCAUACAAAGGGAAAGUCGACUUCUACCAAGCAUGGCAACUAUGUAACAGCUAUGGCGGACAUUUGGCUUCUAUCGAGUCAGCCGCAGAGCAAGCGCGUGCUGAAGAUGCCGUCCGUGCCGUUGGAAACUUUGCCGUAGAAUGGUUCAUUGGGGCCAUUGGUGCCAAUGAUCAAUUCGCAUGGAUCGGUAUAAACAAAAAAGCAACGUACCUUAAUUUUGCUGCCGGCGAACCUAACAAUUUACCUAAAGGAGCUGAAAAUUGUAUAGUUAUAGGAGCUGGCGGAAGUACAUCGAAAUGGAAUGAUAUCAAAUGUGACUAUAAACAAGCUGCAGGGUAUAUUUGUGCUUUCGUACGUCAAUAA
Anopheles moucheti is the source of this 441-nucleotide messenger RNA. RefSeq names its product E-selectin-like. Gene Ontology annotation, molecular function: carbohydrate binding. The record is from RefSeq and is a predicted model, not a curated record. Gene Ontology annotation, cellular component: external side of plasma membrane. Gene Ontology annotation, biological process: biological process involved in interspecies interaction between organisms. The transcript is spliced from 2 exons. NCBI's taxonomy places the organism in Eukaryota, Metazoa, Arthropoda, Insecta, Diptera, Culicidae. Bases 1 to 441 code for a protein of 146 amino acids.